CUUAUCAUCAUCAUCAUUUCAUCAAAAACUAGAAAAAACAAGAAAACGAAGCUCAAAACCAACCAAAAAACGAGUUAUCUAUCUCGCUCUCCAACUCUAACAAACAGAUCAGUCUUUUCCCCCCUUAUAAGGUAUGAGGAGAAAGUGUAGAAAAAACGGAGAAAUUACAGUUAUGGAGCUACCCAACGUCGCAAUUCAAACGCCGGCCAUGAUGACAACCGGAACAACUCAGAAGAAACGCAGAAGGUUUAACGGCGAUGGGAAUUCAGAAUUUAGAGUAGCUUCUUCUACGACCUCAAUGACGUCGAGAAGCCGGAGAAUUUUGGUGGAUCAUCGUCAACUGAACGAAAGUCAAUGUUUGAGCCCUAAUUUGGAUCCUGAUGAUGACAUGUCUUGCUGUUCAAGCAGUAUGGAAUCAAGUGAGAAAAGGAUUAUCCGAUUGCCAGAUCUGGAGGGUGAGAGCAUUGAAGUUGAAGCAUCCACGCAUUUAAACUUCAGAGAAAGCAGGAGAGAAACGACACCGUCGAGUGAGCAUGAAGACCUGGAUUCAACGUCGAGGCCAUCAGAGGCGAACUCUCGCCGUAGAUCAACGGUGGGGAAGAUGCCAACUGGAGCUGAACUUGAAGAAUUCUUUGCUGCUGCCGAGAAAAAUGUUAAAAAACAGUUCGCUGAAAAGUAUAACUAUGAUAUUGUCAAGGACGAACCGUUGAAAGGACGUUACCAGUGGGUUCGACUCAACCCAUGAAAGAAAAAACGCGAAAUUUCAAACCAGAAAGACAAAGGA
Messenger RNA from Hibiscus syriacus, 784 nucleotides. RefSeq names its product cyclin-dependent kinase inhibitor 7-like. The record is from RefSeq and is a predicted model, not a curated record. The coding region runs from base 134 to 745 and encodes 203 amino acids. Gene Ontology annotation, biological process: negative regulation of cyclin-dependent protein serine/threonine kinase activity. Gene Ontology annotation, molecular function: cyclin-dependent protein serine/threonine kinase inhibitor activity. NCBI's taxonomy places the organism in Eukaryota, Viridiplantae, Streptophyta, Magnoliopsida, Malvales, Malvaceae. Gene Ontology annotation, cellular component: nucleus. The transcript is spliced from 4 exons.